AUGGGACGAACCUUGACCUACCCUAAGAAGGUUUCCAACACUGCCAAUCGUUACAAGCAUCGAGCCACAUAUGACCUGGGUCCAAUCCAUUCAAUCAUCAAUGACUCCCAAGUCCUCCAUGUAUCCUUCAACCCAGGACCCGAUGAUCCAUUCCCCGCAAUCCUCCCAAUGAUAGGACAAAUGGGAUCAUUCGAGUUUCCCUCCGCGAGCAUCAACGAGCCUCUGGACUCGCGCAUUAUAAACCUAGCCCGUAACUGCAGCGAUGGUGAGGGACUCCCCAUCUGCGUGGCAACGAGCAAAAUAGACGGGCUGAUCCUGUCACUCACGCCAAACUCGCACAGCUACAACUACCGUUCGGCCAUCCUACAUGGCUACGCGACCCUUGUCACAGAUGAGGAAGAAAAGCUCUGGGCUAUGAAAUUGAUCACGAACUCUGUUCUCGCGGACCGGUGGGAUCACUCGCGUGUGCCGCCAGACCGUGCUGAGAUGCAGUCGACUGUCAUCCUGAAGGUAAAGAUCGAGGAUGGUAGUGGCAAAAUUCGUGAUGGUGGUGUUUCGGAUGAGCGUAAGGACUCGGGUAACGAGCAGGUCACUUCCAGUGUCUGGACUGGUGUUGUUCCGGUCUGGGAAACGUUUGGAACCCCGAUUCCAAGCGGUGAUAGUAAGGUCGCUGAAGUGCCUGAGUAUAUUAAUUCGUACAUCGCUAGCAAGAACAGGCAGAACAGAGCUCUUGCGGAGGAUGCAGUGAAGGUGAAGCUGCCGGCUGAGGAGCAGCACUGA
Molecule: messenger RNA, 780 nt
Organism: Penicillium verrucosum
Lineage: Eukaryota; Fungi; Ascomycota; Eurotiomycetes; Eurotiales; Aspergillaceae
Product: pyridoxamine 5'-phosphate oxidase family protein
Exons: 3
Coding region: 1-780 (259 amino acids)
Source: RefSeq, a predicted model, not a curated record